UUAUUUUAUUUGUUUUAAAUGAUUUAAGGUACACCCAUCUUUUGGCAUCCACAAAAUUGAAGGGAAAUGGCAAAGGAAACGAUGCAGUUCACUGGUACUCGUACUGUACUUUAGCAUUUUACAAUUUCUACUGCCCAGUUUCCAAUUGAUGCGAAUUUCUAUCUUCCAUUGAAGCAGCUUCUGAGGCUUUAAAGCUUUCCCCGUUGAUGGCAGAGCUAAAGGAGCCCCUCCUUUCAAGGAAACCUGCCUCAGCUGCAAACCUUAGAGAGAUAUCAUAUCAUCCCUCUGGGUCUGGGCGCCCACCCUUUCAAGGGAUGGAUGUUUCGGGCUUGAAGAAGCGAGGACAGAGCAGUCGCUCAUGGAUCCGAGUUGAUACUUCUGGGAAUUCAGGGGUAAUAGAAGUUGACAAAUUCACAAUGAUGCGUCGCUGCGACCUCCCUGCCCGUGAUUUACGACUGCUUGAUCCGCUUUUUGUGUAUCCAUCCACUAUCCUUGGUCGAGAGAAGGCCAUAGUUGUAAAUUUGGAGCAGAUCCGUUGUAUUAUCACAGCUGAAGAGGUUCUUCUUUUGAAUUCCCUUGAUAGCUACGUAUUACAAUAUGUUGUAGAGCUUCAGAGACGGUUGAGGAAUGCUGGUGCUGGUGAGGCUUGGCAGUCGGAAGAUGCUAUGACCCGAAUGAGAGGCAAUAGAAACUUUGACACCUCAUCACCUGAUUAUUUACCUUUUGAGUUCAAAGCACUGGAAGUUGCUUUGGAGGCUGCUUGCUCAUUUCUUGAUUCUCAGGCUUCUGAAUUAGAAAUUGAAGCAUAUCCAUUGCUUGAUGAAUUAACAUCAAAGAUCAGUACUUUAAAUUUGGAACGUGUGCGCCGACUGAAAAGCAGACUUGUUGCCUUGACUCGAAGAGUGCAGAAGGUUAGGGAUGAGAUAGAGCAACUAAUGGAUGAUGAUGGGGAUAUGGCAGAAAUGUAUCUUACAGAGAAGAAGUCACGGAUGGAAAUGUCAUUGUAUGGUGAUCAAUCAAUCUUAGGUUUGAGAUCAAAUGAUGGUGCAGUGUCCAUCUCGGCUCCUGUUUCUCCUGUCUCCUCUGCCUUGGAUUCACGAAAAUUAGAGAAAAGCUUCAGUAUCUCAAGAAGCCGGCACGGAAGCUUGAAAAGUACAGAUAGUGCUACAGAGAGUAUAGAAGAGCUGGAAAUGCUCUUGGAAGCUUACUUUGUGGUCAUUGACAGCACCCUUAACAAACUUACAUCACUGAAGGAGUACAUUGAGGACACUGAAGAUUUCAUUAAUAUUCAGCUGGACAAUGUCCGAAACCAACUGAUUCAGUUUGAAUUGCUGCUAACUACUGCAACAUUUGUUGUUGCCAUAUUCGGAGUGGUAGCGGGAAUUUUUGGAAUGAAUUUUGAAAUUGAAUUAUUUAAUUACCCUGAUGCGUUUAAAUGGACUCUCCUCAUCACGGGAACAACUGGGCUCGUUAUAUUUGGUUCAUUUUUAUGGUUUUUCAGAUACAAAAGGCUAAUGCCGCUGUAAAUGCCUCUCAUAUAAGUGACGGAGACAGUCAUAAUCCUAAGCAAUUCUUUUGCAAAAUAGGUUACAUCAGCCGUAUAUUUGUUGGGCCAAAUACAAUUAUGUUUCUGAUGUAGAUAUAAUUUUGUUCAUUUUUGACAUAUUCAUCAAUUUCUGAUUGAACUUUCUUGUUAGAUAAUCAAGUUCAUGUAUUGUUGAGGUGGGUAUUGCUCGUCUUUUCUUCACACCGUUGGUGAUUUCAAGUGGAGACAACGCGAAUGGGAAUAGAUAAAGUAUAUACCAUAUAAUACCAUAUAAUCUUGCUUCCAUUAGGAAUUUAUUUCUA
This is a messenger RNA of Chenopodium quinoa (quinoa), 1848 nucleotides long. Its product is annotated as magnesium transporter MRS2-1-like. NCBI's taxonomy places the organism in Eukaryota, Viridiplantae, Streptophyta, Magnoliopsida, Caryophyllales, Amaranthaceae. The record is from RefSeq and is a predicted model, not a curated record. The coding region runs from base 207 to 1526 and encodes 439 amino acids. Gene Ontology annotation, biological process: magnesium ion transport. The transcript is spliced from 7 exons. Gene Ontology annotation, molecular function: magnesium ion transmembrane transporter activity.